AGGAAAUUCACACGCGUUGUUUAUAUAUUAGUAAAGGCUGAAUUUGUUGAUAAAGUCUCUACCGAGGUUCAGAGGAAGAAUCGCGAUGGCAGGAAUAACGGAUUCUGCGAAGGAAAUGAGUCUUAAAGAAAUAUACACAUCAGAAAAGACAGGAAGUGAUGAAAGUGGCGAUGGAACAGAGGGGAAACCAUUCAAGACUGUGUUACAGGCUCUGCGCCGUGCUGGGGGUGAACCGUUCCCCUCAAUCUACGUGGACGGGAAGGAAGAAGGGCAGACAUGGGAGCCUGUAGCUAAAGCACAGCUGAAAAAACAAGUCAAAAUCUUUCAAAGGGAGCAAGUCAAGGCUGCCGACAAGGCUAAGAAAGAGGCUGAAGAUGCUGAAAGACGAGAAAAGAACUUGGAAGAGGCUAAAAAGAUCACAAUACAUCAAGAUUCUAGUCUACCAGAAGCAAAGGGGAUAAAAAUCCGAGACAGUGUGGCCAACCGUGGAGUGCGGGUCAAAGUUCAUGGAUGGGUCCACAGGUUACGACGUCAAGGGAAGACUCUAAUGUUUUGUGUUCUGCGAGAUGGUACAGGCUAUCUACAGUGUGUGAUGAAUGACAAAUUAUGUCAGACCUAUGAUGCUGUUCUGCUUGCCACAGAAGCCACGAUCUGUGUGUAUGGGGUGAUCUCUAAGUUACCAGAGGGAAAAACGGCCCCAGAUGACCAUGAGAUGGUGGUGGAUUUCUGGCAGGUUCUCGGUCAUUCCCCUGCUGGCGGGGCAGACAACCUACUCAACGAGGAUGCUCUUGUAGACGUACAGCUAGAUAACCGCCAUAUGAUGAUACGUGGGGAAAACACAUCUAAAAUCCUGAAGCUGCGUUCUGUGGUGACACAAUGUUUCAGGGACCAUUUCUUCAGCGGUGGAUAUUUUGAGGUGACGCCCCCAACGCUAGUACAAACACAGGUGGAAGGUGGAUCCACACUCUUCAAACUCAAAUAUUUUGGGGAAGAGGCAUAUCUGACCCAAUCAUCACAGCUGUACCUGGAGACGUGUAUACCCUCCAUGGGGGACGUGUUCUGUGUUGCCCAGUCAUACAGAGCAGAACAGUCCAGAACCAGGAGACAUCUGGCAGAAUACACUCAUAUAGAAGCUGAAUGUCCGUUCAUCACCUUUGAUGAUUUAUUGUUCAAGUUAGAAGAUCUUGUCUGUGAUGUAGUUGACCGGGCUUUGAAGUCGCCAUUUGCUCAUAUGAUCAAAGAUCUUCAUCCAGAAUUCAAGCCUCCUAAAAGGCCGUUUAAACGCAUGGAUUAUUCAGAAGCUAUAGAAUUCCUCAAAGCCCAUGACAUUAGGAAAGAAGAUGGAACAUUCUACGAGUUUGGAGAGGACAUUCCGGAAGCCCCAGAGAGGAAGAUGACAGACCAAAUCAACGAGCCCAUCCUGCUAUGUAGAUUUCCUACAGAGAUUAAGUCAUUUUACAUGCAGAGAUGUCCAGAGGACAGGCGGUUAACCGAGUCGGUGGAUGUAUUGAUGCCAGGUGUGGGUGAGAUCGUUGGAGGGUCCAUGAGGAUUUGGCAAAAUGAUGAGCUGCUGGAGGGCUACAAGAGAGAGGGGAUUGACCCUACCCCCUACUACUGGUACACUGACCAGAGGAAGUUUGGCAGUUGCCCACACGGUGGCUACGGUCUGGGAUUGGAGAGGUUUUUGUGUUGGCUGCUCAACCGUCACCACAUCCGUGAAGUCUGUCUCUACCCACGAUUUGUAGAGAGAUGCAAGCCUUAAUACAUCACAGAUCUUAUGAAAAGAUUAUUAGAAAUACUGAAUUAGGACUUGUUUAUUUUUACUGUCCUGAGCACAUCGUAAGCGGAGAAGCCUGUGUCGUUUUGCAGACAUUUGUAUCGUAUGAGUUUGUCAUUUUCCAGCUUAGCUUGUUGGCUUAAAUCUAAAUUUUGACGAGUAAAAAAAGUGGCUCAUAAGGGUUCCCUGAGCCCAUGAAAAUGGAAAGAGUAUUUUUGGUCUUAAAAGCUGUUUAUUUGCAAACGCAAACCUAGAAAUUUCUAUUCUAAUCCUCACGCUGAUUGUUGUUGAUAUUCAUGCCUUGCGUUUAGCUUGAUUUAAAAAAUGCAGUGGGACUUCUCACUCCAUUAACAUGCAACAAAAAAUUAGUAACGGUCGACAGCUAAAUCAAAAAACAGAUAAAGUGACCAAAAUGCUCAUUUUUUCAGAUGAAGUUUCCUAAUUUGUUGGCUAUGGAAAUACUUCUGGAAUUCAUUUUAAGGCAAACUAAUCUAUUUAAAGGUGCAAUGUACUUGAUUAAAGAUCUGUGUUAUAAGCAUAAAUUCUCAUGUUCAUGAAAUGGCUGACAUUUUGUACAUUGUUUAUUUGUUAUGGGCCAUCCUGAUUUUCUUAUCUUUGGUAUCAAAUUCAAAUAAUGGAAUGGACAGAGAAAAUUGAUGUAUCAACUAUCUGUCUCUUCUCUAAUGUUAAAUUAUGACACAUAAACUAUCCUAACCAGUGUACAACAAGUUACCUGCAAUAAAUUCAACUCUUACUGUUAUUAUUGGAUCACUGGUGAUCUGUGAAGUUACCUGUUAUGCUUGUUUCCAGUUUAGAAGUGCACCAUAUGGUUAAGGAUCAGUGUUUAAAUUAAACCUCAAGCUUAUGCACUUAACCUGCAAAAGUAGUGGCGCAAAUCUUGACCGGUUAGUUGGAGAGGUGUUAUUGGAUUAAUUUAUCUGACUUCUUGAAAGAGGCUACACCUGACAUUUUUAGCAAACCCGUAAAGUAGCAUUUUGCUGACUAAACCUGAUUGCUUCUCAAAGCCUUUCAUUAAAGUAUCUGUGACUAGCCAUUUAAGUUGUAUUUUGUGAAGGCUACAACACAUUUGACAAUAUUGAAAGGAAAAUAUCAACAUGAGUUGCAAACGAACUUGUGUCAAAAAUACUGUGCCUUAGGUAAGUGUUUAAGUCUUCAGCCUAAAAGAUUGCAAUCUUUUCUCCACGAUUAAGGAAAUUACAGUGUAUUUUGGACCUGUCCUACACUCACCUCUGUGAAUGUCCAAUUACAUGAAUCUUGUCCUAGUCAGUUAGAUGCACUGACCAUUGGUGCAAAAAUAAGAUUUGUGUAGAAUAAGAGAUGGUGCAGGAUGUCUAGGAUUUCUAACGCACAUGAGGUGAUGAUAUACACGCAAGAAACAAAAUGUUACUUUCCGAUUGUAUAUAUAGGUGCAGUUCUGUAGGUGCCUUUGUCAUGACAAAUACUAUUUUAAAUUCUAUCGGUAAAGGCUUAUUUAUAUCUACUGUCCACUGGUUAUCGUUUUGGUAACAUUUCCUAAACACUACAGCCAUGUUACACUUGUGCAACAGCAUGGAACUAUUUGCUCCGUCGUAUGAUUUAAACAAUUAAUUCAACUUUUCUCUCCCAAUUUAUCCAAUUGAUAGGACUGACACGUGAGCACUAAGAACCUAUGUGAUAAUACAAAUAUGCAUGUAAAUCCUGCUUUGCUUUAUUUCAUAUGCAAGGUCUCUCAGUUGGAAUAAAAGAGUUGGAAGUGCAUGUGUAUACAAUGCUGUAUAUGCGUGUGAAGGCUACAGCUGAGUUUAUUCUCACCACUUUGAGCAGAUUUAGUUAGUGUAACGGUAUCCAUGAAGCGCGGUAGACGGAGUUCUUAGUGACUCAAAGCUUGUGCUAUGAGCAGUUCAUUUACAAUUAAAACCUAUAAAGUCAUUUUUUGACCAAAAAGAGCGUGCAGUUUUAAUUUAUCAAGUGCUUCCUGAAAAAAUGUUUUGUAUAAUGAGGCCUAUUAGUAACAUUGUACUGUGCUUGUUAGUGAUAUGCAAUGUGCUGUAGAAAGAGUUUACGUUAUAUAAAACAACCCACACUGUGAGAUUCGUACAGUAUGUCUAUAAAAUAUG
Messenger RNA from Liolophura sinensis, 3894 nucleotides. Its product is annotated as asparagine--tRNA ligase, cytoplasmic-like. The transcript has 18 exons. Gene Ontology annotation, cellular component: cytoplasm. Lineage: Eukaryota; Metazoa; Mollusca; Polyplacophora; Chitonida; Chitonidae. Gene Ontology annotation, biological process: asparaginyl-tRNA aminoacylation. The record is from RefSeq and is a predicted model, not a curated record. Bases 86 to 1762 code for a protein of 558 amino acids. Gene Ontology annotation, molecular function: asparagine-tRNA ligase activity; ATP binding; nucleic acid binding.